This is a messenger RNA of Toxotes jaculatrix (banded archerfish), 2370 nucleotides long. Its product is annotated as protocadherin gamma-A11-like. The transcript has a single exon. NCBI's taxonomy places the organism in Eukaryota, Metazoa, Chordata, Actinopteri, Toxotidae. Gene Ontology annotation, molecular function: calcium ion binding. The coding region runs from base 16 to 2370 and encodes 784 amino acids. The record is from RefSeq and is a predicted model, not a curated record. Gene Ontology annotation, biological process: homophilic cell-cell adhesion. Gene Ontology annotation, cellular component: plasma membrane.
CUUCAUGUGGUUGACAUGGUAGGUGGUCAGAUUCGUUAUUCUAUACCGGAGGAGAUGAAGAAAGGCUCGGUCAUAGGCAAUGUGGCGCAGGACCUUGGCUUGGAUCUGAAAAGGCUCCGUUCUGGGCGGGCCCGCAUCGUGACCGGAGAAAACGUUCACUACACCGAGCUGAAGACAGACAAAGGGAUCCUAGUCGUGAAUGAGAGAAUAGACCGAGAGGAGCUUUGCGGAGACGUAACGCCGUGUAGCUUCAGCUUCGAGGUGAUUUUAGAAAACCCGAUCGAACUGCACAGAAUAACUGUUGAGGUUUUGGAUAUAAACGAUCACGCUCCCGUUUUCCCAAACAAAGAUAAACCGAUCAGUUUUGAAAUAAGUGAAUCAGCUGUAGUGGGAGUUCAGUUUCCACUGCAGAGUGCAGAGGAUCUUGAUGUGGGGCAGAACGCGCUGCAAGAUUAUGUUUUGUCUCCAAACGACAAUUUUAUUUUGAAGCAACAUGCAAAUCCAGACGGAAGUAAAUACGUUGAAAUGGUGCUCCAGAAGCCUUUAGACAGAGAACAACGUCCACAUUUGUCUUUAAAACUAAUCGCAGUUGACGGAGGAACACCACAGAGAUCUGGUACAGUGAAUAUAGAAGUCACUGUGUUAGAUGCCAACGACAAUAUUCCGGUUUUUAAUCAGUCAGUGUAUAAAGCAUCUGUCAUGGAAAACACAGUGAGGGGCACAAACGUUAUUACUGUAAAUGCCACAGACGCAGACAGUGGUUCAAACGGACUCAUUAUUUACAGUUUGUCUAAAAUGAAAGGAGGCGCAGCAGAUAUAUUCAGUAUUGAUGAAAACACCGGGACGAUUUCUGUGUCCGGUCAAAUAGAUUAUGAAAAAGACAGAAAAUAUGAGAUGAGGGUCGAGGCAAAGGAUCAUGGCGGUUUGAUUGGUACCAGCAAAGUAAUAUUUGAUGUUAUUGAUGUGAACGACAAUGCUCCGGUUAUAAAUAUUAUGUCGUUUUCUAACCCGGUAUCCGAGGACGCGCGACCUGGUACGACGAUUGCUGUUUUGAAUGUAAAAGAUGCAGAUUCCGAGAAAAAUGGGCAAAUAAAAUGUUCUAUAGAUGGAAAACUUCCCUUUAAAAUCGAGUCAUCUCUAACAAACUAUUACAAUUUAGUGUCCGAUCAACAUUUUGAUCGAGAAUCCAUCUCUGAAUAUAACAUAACAAUAACAGCCACAGAUUUUGGCUCUCCUCCACUUUCUAGCUCCGCAAAAUUACAUCUAAAAAUCUCCGACGUGAACGACAACGCACCAUUAUUUGAUAAAAGCAGCUAUUCUGCUUAUAUCACAGAGAAUAACUCACCUGGAUUUUCAAUAUUUGCUGUGAGCGCGAGGGACUCUGAUUGGAAUCAGAAUGCCAGAAUCUCGUAUCUUUUAGAGGACACGCAGGUCAGUGGUAGUCCAGUUUCUACUUAUGUGUCUUUAAACUCUGAAACUGGAGUUCUUAGUGCGGUUCGCUCCUUUGAUUAUGAGCAAAUUAAAGAGCUUCAGCUUGUGGUCAAAGCUCAGGAUGGAGGCUCUCCUCCACUCAGUAGCAAUGUGACAGUGAAAAUACUGAUCCAGGACCAGAACGACAACCCUCCUCAGGUUCUGUACCCAGUCCAGACUGGUGGCUCUGUGGUGGCUGAGAUGGUGCCUCGUUCAGCAGAUGUGGGCUAUCUGGUGACUAAAGUGGUGGCUGUUGAUGUGGACUCUGGACAGAAUGCCUGGCUGUCCUAUAAACUGCAGAAAGCCACAGACAGGGCGCUGUUUGAAGUGGGCUUACAGAAUGGAGAAAUCAGAACUAUCCGCCAAGUCAGUGAUAAAGAUGCAGUCAAACAGAGACUGACUGUUAUAGUGGAGGACAACGGGCAGCCCUCUCGUUCAGCUACAGUCAUUGUCAACGUGGCGGUGGCGGACAGCUUCCCUGAAGUGCUGUCGGAGUUCACUGACUUUCCACACGACAAGGAGUACAAUGACAACCUGACUUUUUACUUAGUGCUGGCUCUGGCUGUAGUUUCCUUCCUCUUCAUCACCUGUUUAGUUGUUAUUAUAUCAGUCAAAAUCUACAGAUGGAGACAGUCUCGCAUCCUGUAUCACUCCAAUCUGCCUGUGAUUCCAUAUUAUCCACCACGUUACUCAGACACUUUGGGGACAGGGACUCUCCAACACGUGUACAACUACGAGGUGUGCAGGACGACUGACUCCAGAAAGAGUGACUGUAAGUUCGGCAGAGCUGGUAGUCAGAACGUGCUGAUAAUGGAUCCCAGUUCUACAGGGACGAUGCAGCGGAUUCAGAGUGAGAAGAGCAUCCUGGAUGAACCAGACUCUCCUCUAGAGGUGAGUUAG